Brienomyrus brachyistius is the source of this 1161-nucleotide messenger RNA. RefSeq names its product nucleolar protein 12 (gene nol12). The coding region runs from base 105 to 776 and encodes 223 amino acids. Gene Ontology annotation, molecular function: RNA binding. The record is from RefSeq and is a predicted model, not a curated record. The transcript is spliced from 6 exons. Lineage: Eukaryota; Metazoa; Chordata; Actinopteri; Osteoglossiformes; Mormyridae. Gene Ontology annotation, cellular component: nucleolus.
CCGGAUACGUAUCUUCGGCGUCCCGGAAGCACAUAGUCACCAAGCUCCGAGCGCCACACGUGCGCGAAGAACGAACCUGCUUGGUAUUUAUUUCUCUGAGUGAAAUGGCCAAAAAGAAAAAAUCAAAGCCGGGAGGAAAAAAUAGGGAGAACAAAUGUAUUGUGACGUUCAACGAGACGGAUCGUCAAGAAUACCUGACAGGAUUUCACAAGAGGAAAGUGGAGAGACGGAAAGCUGCAGUGGAGGAAAUUAAGAACAAACUUAAGGAAGAACGGAAGAGGGUUAGAGAAGAGAGACAUAAGGAGUAUUUGAAGAUGCUGAAGGAGCGAAAUGAGGCCCUCAAAGAAGCAGAUGAAUUGGAGGACGUGAUUACUAACACGACAGAGUCGCUUCAGUAUGAUUUCCCUAACCACACUGUCACCGUGACAACCAUCAGUGACCUGGACCUGACCGCGGCCAGUCGUCUGGAGCCAGUGAAUGCUCAGGCAGAUGACGUUAAUGAAAAUGAGAAGGAGGAUGCAGUGAGCACAGUGCCAAAGACGGCCAGAGCACCGAUACUUUCCAAAAAGCUGUCCUCUCUCACUGCCUCCCUCCACGCUCGCACUAAAAAGCGGAAGAAGAAAGGGACGGUGAGGGACCGGGGGCAGGAGAGAUCAGGAAGAGGCCGGGGGCCAGACAGGAAGUUGGGGCCCACAGACAGGAAGUCCAGACUGGGGCGAACCAGCAAGAAACAGCGACGCAGACGGACGGGGAGGAAGACCUACCAUGAAGACUGAGAGGGGCAGGGAGGUGGUGGUGUCGGGGUCGCCUGGGCUUUUCGGGGACCAAGCAGUUGUGAUGAGCUCCGCAGCGGAAGAUUUGUAAGCUAAUUAAAGGAGGUUGGAAAGAAAUGGCAAGUAACAGCACUGGAGCACCAUAUGACCUCUUUAUCGACUGUGACCUGCAAAACCUGCGCGUUGUUGUUGUAAUGAUGAGCAGUGACAUCUGUCUUAGAUUUCUUUACUCAUGGUGCUUUUGUACUAUACUUGUGUAUAAACCUGAACAAUUAAUGUAUUCACAUUGUUAAUAAAACCCUACCUGUGUUGUCUUUUUGACUACAGCUCAGUUGACAAGAUUAUUGUGUCUUCCAACAAUUGAAGAAAUAAAUCGAGUGAUACGAUA